GUCGUACGACGCGGUCGUAUCCAGUACAUAUACGCCUACCCGACUGGCUCGAUCCAUCAUGCCUCAACGACUCUGGUUUCUUACUCAGGUCUUGUGCGCACUGGAACCUUUGCGACUGUGUGCAAAGAUCAAUCCGGACGUGUCUGGCUAGAUAAUGAAGCUAUCGAAUCCCUCGAGACUCGAGAGUUGCCGAGACAAAACCGCUUGCCUGCACACCGGUGGGUCUCAGGUGUCUCUCUCCUCCUCGCUGGGGAUUGCUGUCGAACUAAACAAGCAGGAAAAGAACAUCUUAUCACACUCGUUAGAUGCAGGCUCGGUGGGUCGCUGUGUGAGUCGAAAGCUCAUGUCGGGAUCUUCGGGCGACAUAGAGCGGCAAUCUAAUCUUUGAGUGGCCAGUCCGCUGCCCCUCUGCCGCCGUUCCUUGGGUUCAACAACUCUUAUUUGUCCAUAGCGGCGGCGACAUAUACCAGGUCUCUCUGUUCUGCGGUACAUCUAGCAAACUGCCAUGGAUCUCGUUCUCGACAUCCUCGACGAGUACGCUUUCGACAAAGUUUAUGCUCAACUAGUGCCAGCGUCGGCGUUUGCUUCAUCCUUGAACUCUACUAUCCUCGCGUCAACAUCUGCUGGUCUAAACAGCACUCUGAACUUGCCAUUCAUCACAUCAGGAUCUGCCUCCUCGGCAUGGUCACACCUAGUAUCGUACCUCCCUCACCCUCCUCUCCCUGAGGACCUUCUACUCUCACCAACGCACACGUCGAUACCCCUCACUUCCGCAUGGCCUCGAGACUAUAUACCGCGUCAAAUAAUAUCCCUCAGUGUCGUUACCAUGGUCGGCAUUUAUUUGCUUUACUUCGUCUUCGCCACCCUAUCGUACUUCUACAUCUUCAAUCAUGAAAUGAUGAAGCACCCGCGAUUUCUCAAGAAUCAGGUCAGGCAGGAGAUUAUGUGUAGUGUGAAGGCUUUCCCUGGGAUGAUGGCGUUGACUAUGCCAUGGUUUAUGGGGGAAGUGCGGGGGUAUUCGAAGAUGUACGCCAGCAUCGACGAAUACGGCUGGCCUUACUUCUUUCUCUCUAUCUUCCUGUAUCUGGUAUUUACGGAUUAUGGUAUCUACUGGAUCCACCGUUGGGAGCACCAUCCCAUCUGCUACAGGUGGCUGCACAAGCCGCACCACAAGUGGAUCAUUCCUACUCCCUUUGCAUCUCACGCGUUCCACCCUCUGGACGGUUACGCCCAGUCCCUCCCAUAUCAUGUCUUCAUAUUCAUCUUCCCCUUCCAUCGUGUGCUCUAUCUCUUCCUUUUCGUCAUCAUUAACUUCUGGACAAUACUUAUUCACGACUCUGAUAUGAUUACUGACCACCCCCUUGAGACGAUUGUCAACGGACCUGCUCACCAUACCCUUCAUCACAUGUUCUUCACGGUGAACUACGGCCAGUACUUCACCUGGGCAGACCGUAUGGGCGGAUCAUACCGACAACCUGCCAAGGAGCUUGAUCCUAUGCUUGAUAUCCAGGCUCUUGAAGCCAAGAGAAAGCAAGAUCUAGGAAAAGACCAAUAGAUGGUCAUAAUACCACCCUUGCCACGAAGUGUACUAUCACUACAGCAACCUCAUGAGCAAGUAGAGCUAGGGGCCCGGUAGAAGUUGUCGCGUUUGUCGAAGUGUUGUCGUAUCUCUUCUGUUAUUCUAAAUCUGUUGUGUUUGCCUUUAUAUUUUUCACGGCACCAACUGCGUAGUGUGUAUCUAUUGACUAUUGCUAGUGUACGAUCUUCAUCACAACGCCUAUAAUAUUCCUCACAGUUAUACACCUGGAUUCUUUUUCGCGACUCGAAAGA
This is a messenger RNA of Somion occarium, 1830 nucleotides long. The record is from the annotation of a GenBank genome assembly. NCBI's taxonomy places the organism in Eukaryota, Fungi, Basidiomycota, Agaricomycetes, Polyporales, Cerrenaceae.